AUGGGGUCCACGUGUGUGGGGGGUCCCCUGUCCGCGGCACCCAGGAGGCACCGAGUCCCAGCGAGGCCCCUCCCCGCCCGGCGCCCGCCUCCCCCCGGGGUCGGGCCGAGGGCGGCGGGGCACAAAGGCCGCUUGUCCGCCGCGCGCGCCCAGCCCGCGGCCGCGGUGCCGCUGAUUCACGGCGGGGCGGCGCCCGUCCGGCCCCGGCGCCCCCCGCCGCCCCGGGGGGUCGGAAGUGGGGGCGGGGGCGGCGCCGGCAACUUUCCCUCUCAACCCCCGAGGAAUGUCGGCGGAUUUCCUGAAACCCGACCCGGCCGCCGCCGGCCGCCCGCCCUCACCUGCGCCGGGCCCGGGGGGCGGCGCGGGGGGCGCGCACCUGGGGCGGGGCCGGGGCGCACCUGGGGCCCGGGGGCGGCCGGCGGCGCCCGCCGCGCCUCCGCACGCCCCCCGCCUCAGUGUCCCCGGCGGGGCGGGGCCCGCGGCCGGGGGAGGGGCGCCGCCGUCCAGAUGUCCGCGGCGCGCCGGGCACAGCCGCGCCUGAUUAAGGCACGUGGGGGCCGCGGAGAUGAAAGCGGGGCCCGCGCCGCCCGCCGGAACCUGCGGCCCCGCGACCCCGCGGCCGCCCCGUCUGGGGGACGGAGCCGGGGCGGGGCGGCGGCACCUGCGGCGGGCGGGCCCGGGGCCCCCGGCCUCCGGCCCCGCCACCCCGACCCCUCCCCGGCGGGGGCCCGGGACCUUGGGCCCUGGGGCGCGGGCGCGGGGUCCCGGCGCGCUGGGCGGGGCCGGGGGGCGCGGGGGCUGCCUCGCUCGGGUGACGUCAGCGCCCGGUCCCCGCCGUCCCCGCUCCCGGCCCCGCGUCCCCGUCCCCGCGUCCCCGGCCCCCGCUCCGGCCCCGCCAUGGCCGCCCUGGCGCUGCUGCUGCUCCCGCUGCUGGCGCCGCCCGCCGCGCCCGCCCGCGAGCCGCUGGCCCCGCCGCCACUCGGGGACGCCGGGAGCUGCCCGCAGCGCUGCCGCCAGCGGGAAGCGGGCCCGCCGCCCGCGCAGCCCCUGUCCCCCCAGGCCGAGCCGGAGGCCCCCUCCGCGUCACCCUACGACAAGGCCGUGCUGGUCAGCGCCUGUGAGCGGGGCUGCCGCCUCUUCUCCAUCUGCAGCUUCCUGGCCCAGAGCUCCGAGCCCAACGCCACGCAGGCCGAGUGUGACACAGCCUGCCUGGAAGCCUACGUGAAGGGCUCGGAGCAGCAAGCCUGCAGCUGGGGCUGCUGGAGCCAGACCACCCUGCCGGAGCUGCUGCCAGAACAGAAGAGGAAAGUUCUAGAAGCACCUAGUGGGGCCCUCUCCCUCCUGGACUUGUUUUCCACCCUCUGCAAUGACCUGCUCAGCUCUGCCCAGGGCUUCGUGUCCUCCACCUGGACGUACUACCUGCAGACGGAUAAUGGGAAGGUGGUGGUCUUUCAGAGCCAGCCUGUGGUGGAGGAGCUGGGAUCCCAGGACAGCCGGCUGCGGCGCGUGGAGCUGACGUGGAGGGGAUCUCGCCCCCAGGCCCUGGAGGUGCACGUGGACCCUGUGGGCCCUCUGGACGAGGUGCGCAAGGCCAAGAUCCGGGUGAAGACACAUAGCAGAGCCCGGGCGGAGCCGGUGGAGCCCCAGGAUGGGGACUUCCUCAGCUGCAUGUCCCGGCGCUCCGGGCUGCCCCGCUGGGUCCUCUCCUGCUGCCUCUUCCUGUCCCUGCUGGUCACCUUGUGGCUCAGCUGCUGCACCCUGGUCUCCGCGCCGCGCCCGCACCUCAAGUUCCAGCCCCUGACCCUGGAAGCGGACUGGCCCCCCUACCCGCCGGCGUCCCCUGGCUGCCCCGACAGCCCCCCGUCCUACAAACUGCGCCUGGACCUCACCAAGCUCUAGGCCUUCUUCUGCCGCCACCUCAGCCAAGGUCACGGGGAACAGGCCUGGGGCUUCUGCUCCCCACCCCACUCCCCCACCCCGUCCUGUCCUUCCUCCGCCCCCGGGCCCCAGGUGUGACCCCAGUCCUCCCUGUCCCUGUCUCUGGGGCAAGCUUUCGUCUAUCUUGUGGCUUCGGAGUGUUUGAGCCUGUUUGGUGUCGCCUUUCUCUUCCCCCCCACCCCCCACUCCCUUUGGGGGGUGUCUGAGGCCAUGGGGGGCCUUUGGCUCUGCUUCCCACCUUCCCAGCCGCC
Messenger RNA from Dipodomys spectabilis (banner-tailed kangaroo rat), 2189 nucleotides. It is a transcript of the gene Tmem59l, whose product is annotated as transmembrane protein 59 like. Lineage: Eukaryota; Metazoa; Chordata; Mammalia; Rodentia; Heteromyidae. The coding region runs from base 1 to 1899 and encodes 632 amino acids. The transcript is spliced from 9 exons. The record is from RefSeq and is a predicted model, not a curated record.